Molecule: messenger RNA, 739 nt
Organism: Drosophila subobscura
Lineage: Eukaryota; Metazoa; Arthropoda; Insecta; Diptera; Drosophilidae
Exons: 3
Coding region: 86-655 (189 amino acids)
Source: RefSeq, a predicted model, not a curated record
CCAGAAUUCGACUAGAACAUCCACCGAUCGUCGGCUAUAUAAGGGGCUAUCCGAUGAGAUCUGCAAUCAGUUUCAAUUCGGAAAGAUGCCCCCCUGCUCGGUGCCGUUCUCCUUCGCAGGCAUUUGGAUGGGUAUUUUAAUGGUGCAGAGUUCCAUGGGUGAGCGCAACUGGGAAUAUGAGCCCGUGUCCAUCACUGCCUUCAGUUCGGACGAGAGCCUGCUGAAAAUUGGAGCGAGGAUCGAUCGGCUAAAUCGCGGCGAGUUCGCCUUCUCCAUGACCCUCGAUUGGAACUACGAUGCGGAUGACAACACAAUGGUCGAGGCGGACGCGUAUCGCAGCAUCACGGGCGAUGAGAGCGACUAUAAGAUCCUGCCCUGGUCUAUUCCCAGGCAGCCCUUCUAUGAGUAUUUGAACGGCUUUUACAAGGACGCCUUCAUCAAGAACGUUGGCCACUGCUCCAAUUUGGUCCAGUCCGAGGGCAGCUACGCGCCGCCCUGGCCCAGGAACGUCUACAAGCUCGACAAGUGCGUGGCCAACGGCGAGGGGCUGCCAGAAAUAGCCCCCGAGGGCUUCUACAAGAUCGUCUACACGACAAGCGGUCAGGUUCAGUGGGGAUUUACCCUCAUUGUCAAGGUCACCGCAAAAGUUCUCUGAUAAAGAACAGACGGUCAAUACUUUCCCCUAUGCACAAAAUAUCGUCAACAAUGAGCCAGAUCUCUCUUUAAGCCUUUUUGAGUG